This is a messenger RNA of Vitis riparia (riverbank grape), 2575 nucleotides long. RefSeq lists its product as uncharacterized. Bases 274 to 2265 code for a protein of 663 amino acids. The transcript is spliced from 8 exons. Gene Ontology annotation, biological process: lipid catabolic process. Lineage: Eukaryota; Viridiplantae; Streptophyta; Magnoliopsida; Vitales; Vitaceae. The record is from RefSeq and is a predicted model, not a curated record.
CCUGCAAUCUCUCAAAUCCGUGUUGUCCCCAUCGUUACCUUCACAACAACAUCAACAACUUCAGUAACUGCAGAGAAACCUCCUCCUAGAUCUCGAUCUCCAUUUUCCGAUUCUCACCCGAUUUGGUUACAGCCUACAGGUCUAGUCGGUGUCAUAUUUCGGUUGCUUCAGCGGCAGUUUAUUCCUCUCACCGACACGUGUCCGUGGACCCCACACAUUCUCACACGGUCACACCUCCCCCUGCGUUUUGCUUCCUCCAAGGAUCACAGAGUCAUGGCAACCGCGACUAUGGCGACGGCGGCUGGGGCGGCUGCUCUUUUAUACUAUACAUUGAAUAAGAAAUUGCAGACGGGUCGGUCUACGGAAGAGGACGAUGAAAAUGUGAACAAUCACGCUACAAUAGGGAUUGAGAGAGUUUCGCAUAGGAUGAUUCAAGCGCCGGCCACUUGGCUGGAGACGAUCUCGACUUUGUCAGAGACACUUAGGUUUACUUAUUCUGAGACUUUGGGGAAGUGGCCUAUUGGCGAGUUGGCAUUCGGGAUCAAUUUUCUUCUGAAAAGACAGGGGAACUUACAUGUUGGUAGCGUGUUUGGUGGUGAAGAUAGUUUGCAGCUCAAAGGACCAGAAAUAAUCGCAGAACUCAGAUAUCUCUUAAACUUGUUAACCCUUUGUUGGCAUUUCUCAAAAAAGCCCUUCCUGUUAUUUUUGGAGGAGACCGGCUAUUCCAUAGAAAAUGUUCUCCUUCAUGAGCCCAAAGCAGGGAUUUUGAAGCCAGCUUUUACAAUUCUAGCUGAUCACAAAACAAAAUAUUUCCUCUUAUUGAUUCGUGGAACUCAUAGUAUCAAAGAUACCCUGACAGCUGCGACCGGAGCAGUGGUACCAUUCCAUCACACUGUUGUUCAUGAAGGAGGAGUCAGCAAUUUAGUUUUAGGUUAUGCACAUUGUGGAAUGGUUGCAGCUGCUCGGUGGAUUGCAAAGCUUUCAACUCCUUGUCUUACUAAAGCACUUGGCGAAUAUCCUGAUUAUAAAGUUAAGAUUGUAGGACACUCUUUGGGUGGAGGCACUGCAGCACUUUUAACGUAUGUAUUGCGUGAGCAGAAGGAAUUGUCAACAACUACUUGUGUUACAUUUGCUCCAGGUGCUUGUAUGACUUGGGAACUGGCAGAAUCUGGCAAUGAUUUUAUUGUUUCUAUUAUAAAUGGAGCUGAUUUAGUACCUACGUUCUCAGCUGCUUCUGUGGAUGACUUGCGAGCUGAGGUGACAGCAUCUGCUUGGCUGAAUGAUCUGAGAAAUCAGAUAGAGCGUACAAGAAUUCUUAGCACUGUCUAUCGUUCUGCUUCGGCUUUGAGUUCCCGUCUUCCAUCCAUUGCCAGUGCUAAAGCAAAAGUUGCUGGGGCUGGGGCAAUUUUACGCCCAGUUUCCAGCAGUACACGGGUUGUGAUGAGAAGAGCCCAGAGCAUGGCUCAAGCAGCAUGGAUUCGUCCUGCACUUUUAUCCUCAUGGUCAUGUAUGGGACCUCGUCAUCGAGUGACAGCAGUUUCAAACUCAAAAGAAGCAGGAAAUUCCUCAGAACCUUCCUCUAGAAUCGAAUCGUCUGAGCCUCUUAUCACAUCCCCCACCAGAGCUAAAACUACCAUUGAAAGUACAGAACUUCCCAUAUCUUCAUCAGGACUGGAAUGGAGUUCAGAAAUCGAAUGUUCUUGUUCUGAUGAAAUGGGUCCUCACUCUCAUGGGGAUGCUUGUCUUGAUGAGGAUGAGGACAUCAUGGCCCAGGAUGGACAUGAAGACCGUAUGACUGAAGUUGAGUUGUGGCAACAACUUGAACAUGAACUUUACAAUCGGCCAGAUGGUGAGGAGUCUGAUGUAGCAAACGAAAUAAGGGAAGAAGAAGCAGCAGCCAUUGCAGAGGUCGGUGAGGCGCCUCAGAGCUCUGCUCCAGAAAUGAAGGAAGCACACAGAUUCUUUCCUCCGGGAAAGAUUAUGCAUAUUGUUACCCUUCUCUCUGAAGGAGCAGAAUGUGAAGGUGAUGGCACCAUCUCCAAUGAUACAGUUGAUGCUCAGUCAAUAGAGACUAAUAAGGUUGGGAUUUUUCUCACUCCAAGGUCGUUGUAUAGCAAGCUGAGGCUGUCACAGACCAUGAUCAGUGACCACUUCAUGCCAGUUUAUAGAAGGCAGAUAGAAAAACUGAUUAGAGAACUUGAGAAGGAAGAAGUUUCAAAUACUGAUGAUCAUUAUAAUACGGAGGUCGGAGAGGUAGCAUUAUAGAGAAUUGGACCACCAGACCUACCACAAUACUGAAAGAAGAGCCAAGUUCUUGUCCCAAGGUUUUUCCAGAUCUAACCAACCUAGAAAUUGUAAACAUUCAUCGUCUUCACAAAAUUGGGGAGCAUGGUGUUGGAACCCACAGGUGUAAUGCUCUGACCGGAGUCCUCAAUUAUGUUUAUCAUAGGUGAAAGAUCUUGGAAGGUUGUAUCACUUCAUAGCCUUUCAAAAUCUCAGUCUUUUGUACAGUAUUAAUAUUUGGGUUGAAACUUUGAUUCUUUUGUUCUUUAAUAGAAUGAGUUGAUUUGUUCAA